Molecule: messenger RNA, 351 nt
Organism: Acaulospora morrowiae
Lineage: Eukaryota; Fungi; Glomeromycota; Glomeromycetes; Diversisporales; Acaulosporaceae
Source: the annotation of a GenBank genome assembly
GAUUUGAUUAGCAGACUUGAACAUUAUCAAGAUUUAGAGCCUGAACUCUUUAAUAAGGCAAUUCAUUUUGUCAACGAAAAUGUAAUCCCCAUGGUACAGCGACAUGCGAUUAGCGGACAAGCUCUCAUACGAACAAACUCACAUGAGCUUGAAAACCAACACCUUGUUGACAUGAUCAUGGACGUUCUUUCUGAACGAGGUUAUCAUGUAAUGUUCGACGACAGAGUUCGGGAGACACCCGUAAAAGUCAAUCCUGAAACAUGGGAUAUCAUUCUUGAGAAGCGACACAAUUACAUGUUUAGCGUUCGAUUCCCCAAACAUAUCAUCCAACCACUCGAUCAGAAGAUCUAA